CUAAACAUACAUGGAUUAAUAAUAUAUGUGUGUUGUAAAACAGUUUAGAUUUUUUUUAUUAUCUGUGAUUUUUAGUUUAUUUCUUUAGCUUCAGUUAUUAAUAUCUAUAACAAGGUUAAUUUGGAAUCCUCAAUUUACACCACUAUGUAUAUCCUUGAAGAUUUAUGACCAAGACGUGACUUUAAAGCAGGGACUCUCAAGACUAAGUCUUGUCGAGGCAAGAAUUAAUGUCCUGGACAAUAUGUGGAGUGAUCUCAUGAACUGUAAAUAGUGCACCCUACGAUUUGUGUAUAUAUUAUUGUGGACCGUUUGACAACGGACAACAACAGAAAGACAUAAAGAUCAACUAGAAGUAUUAAACAGAUCAACUGUACAAUUUAGAUGAAUUAACCGAUCGUCUUCCUUGGAUUCAUGAAAGAUUGUUUUAAACUACCCGACCAACAGCCACGGAGUACAUCUACCGACAGAAUUUGGUAUAAAUAAGGCUUAUGUUGUUCUCAGAUCAGACUGCAGCUUCUUCUGGACCGCUUUAUUAAUCUCAACCAAGUUCGAUAAGCAAGUUCUAAUUACUGGGAUAGCUGGAUAUCAAUGAACACAGUGGAAUACAAGAAUUCAUAGCCGAAUAUAUGUAUAAAACAUACAAGAAUAUAAUGUCGACCCGGUUCCAUUGUUCCCUGUGUUCUAACGUGUAUGCAGCUCCAAGGUUGUUGCCAUGCUUCCACACCUUCUGCGAAAGCUGCCUAUACGAUUUUAUUGGAAAAAACACAAAAAAUGAAUACUUCGGUUGUCCAUCGUGUAAAAAGCAGAUUUUUGUGCCAAAGAAUAUCGCGAAAGACUUCAUGACUAAUUACUAUGUCAUCGCAGACGUGGAGCAGCAUUUGGAUCAAGCUAAUGAUGUCUGUUUAGGGAUCUGUGAAAUUUGUGAUAGUAAAAACGAUGCUGCGUAUACGUGUAAGGACUGCGAACAGAAGAUGUGUGUAAGUUGCUAUUCCGUCCAUUCGUCCAUGCGAGCCACUAAGAACCAUGAAGUAUUGAAGCUGAAGCUAUCUCCACACAAGCUGAUUGUUCAGAGGAAUUGUGAAGAGCACAACGAAGAACUGCACUUCUACUGCAGAAGUUGCUGUAAGGGCAUGUGUGUUCAUUGCAAAGUAGCUCAACACGACGGUCACGCAACCGAACAUGUUGAAGAUGUAACAAUUGAUGGACGCUCCAACUUAAAACGCAUGUCGGAGACAUUAAACGGGCAUGUACGUGAUCUGCGAUGUGAAUUAGAGGCUUUGGCUUACAGGAAACGCUUGGUUCAGAAGAGUUGCGACGAAACGUGCUCGACCAUCAAAAAACAAGCCGAGGAAAUAUGUACAGCUGUAUAUCAGGCCAGAAACCACAAGCUGCACGAGGCAACAUCUUUCAGAGAUGAGCAACUACUAAAGAUUGAAGAGACCGAAAAGGACAUCAAAGAUAGAGAAUUACAGAUGAAUACCAUGUCUGGGUUUGUAACGUCUGUAGCAACAUCUUCAAGCGAUGUGGGUGUCCUUGAGACAUGUGACCUUAUCAAAGAUAAAAUCCAGAAAACGGAAAACUAUAUUUGUCCAAGCGUGGACGUAGAAAGUACUGAGUUUGAAGUGGAACAACCAAUAGAAGCCUCAAUUCAAAAUCUGUUCGGUAGGAUAACAACCUAUCCGACCCUUCGCAUGAGGUUAUCUUAUGGUGCUGCAGAUUAUUUUGAUUCAGGUUCCUUAGAAGAAACAGUUGAUGCCGUCUGUCCCAUUGGAAAUAAUCUGGCAUGGGUUGGUGCUCAUAUUUCUUCCGUGGACAAAUCUUCGGUCACUUUGUUCAAUUCGAAGGGUGAAAUAUUAAAAAUGUUAACUUGUGACCAAAUAGUGAAGUGCUUUGCUUUGCUGGACAAAAGUCUCCACGUGCUUACGAAAGAUGCAUUCCUUAAAUUAAACGAAGACGAAACAGAUCUGGAAUAUUUGGUGGCAGCUUCACUUCCUGUGUUAAUAGCAUCCAAUUCAACAUCAAUGUUUUACUUGUCACGAGACCAUGUUUGUCAAUACGUCACGAAUACGAACGUUAGGCCAAUAGAAACCACGCGGCUUUGUUCGUUGAAGUCUUUGAAAAAUCCUACCAAGAUGGCGGUCGAUGACAAUCAAAACAUUGCUAUUGUCGAUACAACUUUGAAAUCAGUCCUGGUAUUUGAUUUUGACGGUGCUAUUCAAACUAAAUAUUCUAUCAAGUAUCAAGAUUUUCUACCAUUAGAUGUUUGUAUUGACAGAUGGUCUGACGUGCUUGUUGUUGAUGGCGGGAAUGGGGCAAUACAUGAAUUGGCAGCGGACGGCAAGGGGAGAGAAAUCAUGUAUUCUCGAUUCUCUGGGUUAAAGAAUGUGUGUUGUAUUGGCGGCGACGAGGACACCUGGUGGUUCGGGACUACUGAUGGUAAAAUAAUAGUAAAAUAUUUUACAUAAUAAAGAAUACCAUUUGGAAAUUCGAAGGUACGAAGGCCGUGUAGACCUAAUAGCGAUUGUGUUGUUAAGCUUUGUCAAAUUUGGGACAAAAAAGAUGAAAUAAA
Messenger RNA from Patella vulgata (common limpet), 2569 nucleotides. RefSeq lists its product as uncharacterized. Gene Ontology annotation, molecular function: zinc ion binding; ubiquitin-protein transferase activity. Gene Ontology annotation, biological process: positive regulation of DNA-templated transcription. The record is from RefSeq and is a predicted model, not a curated record. Lineage: Eukaryota; Metazoa; Mollusca; Gastropoda; Patellidae. The transcript has a single exon. Gene Ontology annotation, cellular component: nucleoplasm; chromatin. The coding region runs from base 627 to 2465 and encodes 612 amino acids.